AUGCCGAUGAAUGAGCCGGCCCAUGGCGAGAAAAAGUCACAGAUCGAAGAGUUCGUCGACUACUACAACAGCGCCGGGGUGCAGCACAUCGCCUUGCGAACCCACGAUCUCGUCACAACCGUCGCUCACCUCCGGCAACGGGGUGUGUCCUUCCUCCGCAUACCGAGUGAAUAUUAUGCCAGCCUCCGCAAGAAGUUAUCCGCGGCGGACUUGCAGCUCGAAGAGGACAUCGACAUGCUGGAGAAGCUUCAAGUGCUAGUAGACUUCGAUGAGAAAGGCUACCUACUUCAGAUCUUCUCCAAACACGUCCUCGAUCGGCCGACGGUGUUUAUCGAAAUUAUCCAACGGAACAACUUCGACGGGUUCGGCGCUGGGAAUUUCAAGAGCUUGUUUGAGGCAUUUGAGAGCGAGCAGGCGCAACGGGGGAAUCUAUAG
Molecule: messenger RNA, 435 nt
Organism: Aspergillus melleus
Lineage: Eukaryota; Fungi; Ascomycota; Eurotiomycetes; Eurotiales; Aspergillaceae
Exons: 2
Coding region: 1-435 (144 amino acids)
Biological process (GO): L-tyrosine catabolic process
Molecular function (GO): 4-hydroxyphenylpyruvate dioxygenase activity
Source: RefSeq, a predicted model, not a curated record